Biomphalaria glabrata is the source of this 9338-nucleotide messenger RNA. RefSeq names its product myoferlin-like. The transcript has 51 exons. The record is from RefSeq and is a predicted model, not a curated record. The coding region runs from base 1109 to 7114 and encodes 2001 amino acids. Gene Ontology annotation, molecular function: calcium-dependent phospholipid binding; calcium ion binding. Lineage: Eukaryota; Metazoa; Mollusca; Gastropoda; Planorbidae. Gene Ontology annotation, biological process: vesicle fusion; negative regulation of phagocytosis; monocyte activation involved in immune response. Gene Ontology annotation, cellular component: cytoplasmic vesicle; membrane; T-tubule.
UGGCUGUCGGCUUUAUGGAGAGCGAUUGCAAGUGAGAACUGGGCGAUUGUGGCUCUAAUGAAGUUUAUAAUACUAGUUGGAUUCAAAGCGUGGUCUAUGCGGUGCUUCAAGAUUUUGUGUCUUAUUGAUUCACCUUCGUGUUUGCACAUGACUGGAAUUUGUUGUCGCCAUUUUUUAGCUCUGAAGUGCAAGAUCUAGAUCUAGAUAGGGCCAGUUCUGGUGUCACUAAACUAUUUGUAUUUUAAAUCCUUUAUUUUUUUUUUGACUAAUUAAUUAAUAGCCAUUGCUCAUAAAUUAGGGUAGGAUUAGCCAAAUAAACCCAUUUCGACUAAACGCUGUUACCGAGACUCGCCUACGACAUUUCUGUUUUCAUUGUAUAGCACUGUGCACGAAGCACGAGCAAUACACAAGGACUCAAUCUUUGAUUAUUUCGGAUUAAACUGUGGAUUACGUAGGAUUGAGACCGAGUCUACAUAUUGAUCGCUAAUUUUGUCAGGGAUUGAAAUCUCUCGUGUAGAGAUGCCACGAUUUUGAAAUGCAAUUCAAUGAACGCACUAUAUUAGAAAUAGAUCAAUUGUAUUAAACAACUCGCGUUGUUUCGAUCUGCGGUCCAGUUGGUGAAAUGAGAUUCUUUGGGAAGUUUAUAUAACUCCGAGUGUAAGUCUAGUUGGUAUAGGGGGGAAAGGGAGUGAAAGGGCGCCGCGUUGCUUGCAGCAGCAUGCCUGUAACAGCUGGCUAUCUAAACAUAAUACAAACUCUAAAUAUUACUGCUGAGUUUCUGAUGGGCUAAAAACAACAUAACACAAGUGCUUAUUGAUAGGCUUCAUAAAUUUUCUUGCAAAUAGUAAUAACACUCGCGUAGUGGAAAUUUAAGCUGAAUGCAUAUUCGGAAAGAACUGUUGUGCUGUGAUACGGUAACAUUUACCAAUCGAUACGUUUUGUUUUUGUGGUGUAGUGAUGUUCUUAGAAUGUUCUAGUUUUUGGUGAUUUAAGAAUGUGUUCUUGAAUAAUGCAUAAAGUGUUGGUCAUCAUGAUCACUAAUUGAGUUGGACAUGUUUCACGUGUCAUCAUGAUCUAAUUCGUUUCAUUGGAUCCUCAAGUUUCCAAAAUGUCGGAUACACAUGAUGGUAAAAAGGCAAAGAAAGAAGCCGCGGAUGAAGGUGGGAUUAAACAGGCCCGCGCUGAUGAACCUUUGGAAGCGAAAGCACCUGACUCCAAGAAGAAAAAAAAGCAAGAGGAAAAUGUCAGUACAAGAAAAGCCAAUACUAAAUCUUCUUGGGAUAGGUUUGAAGCUGGGAAGGCCGUAGACUUUCAGAUACGAAUAAAGAUUGUGCAAGCCAGACAACUCUCAGGGGCUAACCUUCAACCUGUUGUGAGGUUGUCAGUGAUGAAUCAGGCCAAGCAGACACGAAUUAAAAAGUCCACAACGAACCCCUGGUACGAUGAGUCCUUCUUCUUCAACUUUCAUGUUCCACCAACUGAACUCAUUGAUGAGAUAGUGGACUUUGGGGUCUAUGACUCCAAGAUGUUGAGAUCUGAUGCACUGAUUGGCUCAUUCAAAUGUGAUGUUGGCUUGAUCUAUGAUGAACCCAAUCACGCCUUAAUUAACAAAUGGGUGCUGCUCAGUGACCCUGAUGAUAGUGCUUCUGGGGCGAAAGGCUACCUCAAAAUCAGUGCUUGUGUCUUGGGACCAGGGGAUGUAUCACAAAACAUGGCUUCUAAACCAAAUGAUGAAGAUGAAGAUAUAGAAAGCAACUUGCUACGUCCUGCAGGAGUUCAGUUGAGACCAGCAACAUUUCUUUUACGACUGUACCAUGCAGAAGAUAUUCCAAGAAUGGACUCAGCAUUUAUAGAAGGAGUUAAAAAGGUGUUAAGAAUUGGUGAGGAACAGAAAGAAUUGGUUGAUCCAUUCUUUAUAUUUGGAUUUGCAGGCAAAGAGGUUAAAUCUAAAAUUAUGUACGCUAAUGAUCAUCCUGACUGGUAUCAGGAUCUCCGUAUAGGAAUACAGUUUCCUUCAAUGUGUGAAAGAAUAAAACUACAGAUUAGAGACUGGGAUCGACUGAACCAGGAUGACAUUGUGGGUACCCACUUUGUUCCCAUUAGUCUUAUAUCUUCCAGUGGAGAGCACGGCUUUCUUCCAACUUUUGGACCCUGUUAUGUCAAUUUGUAUGGAUCUACAAGGGAGUAUUCAGAUCUACCUAAUGACUUUGAAGACCUUAAUCUUGGCAAGGGAGAAGGUGUUGCUUAUCGAGGUCGAGCACUUGUGGAGCUUCAAACUAUUCUUGGAGAACUUCCUGAGAUAGAAGUGGAAGACAUUCCCUCUGAUGACAGACUCAGAGUACAGAAAUUUAUGAGAAGACGUAAAUACAGAGUUCAUGCCGCCUUCAUUAAUGCCAGUAUGAUUAGUUCAGCACAUGUGGAUGCUCCAAUAGAGUUUGAGAUCAGCAUAGGUAACUAUGGUAACAAGCUAGAUGAGAAUGUGCCACCAUGUGCCUCCACCACCCAACCCACCAACCCAGUAUUUGAUGGUUGCUACUACUACUAUCUACCUUGGGCCAACACCAAACCCUGUGCUGUUGUGGAUAGCUCUUGGGAAGAUAUUUCAUUUAGGCUCAACUCCCUAAAUGUUAUUCUGAAUAUCAUAGAGCGGCUGACAAGCAACUUGGAGAGAGUUCAAGUUGGCAUUAAAGCCAAACUACCUAUACCUGAACUGGCUCAACUGAUGAUUUCAUUACUUGAUCACUUGAUAUCUGAUUGUGGAGUUCAAUUAUCUGCUCCAAAAGAAGGUUACCAUGUUAGCAAUGAGCUGGAUAAACUGACUUUAGCUAUGAGAAAGGAGGCAUUAGAAAAUGUUAAAAAUUCUGCUAAAAACUUGCGAGAAAAUGCUACAGAUGUUGAGGAAGCCAUUAGCGAAGUAGAAAACUUACUUCAGAUGUUGAAGAACAUUGCUAUAGAGCCACAAAACAGUAUGCCAGAUGUAGUGAUAUGGAUGUUAAGUGGACAGAAGCGAAUAGCUUACUAUCGUAUUCCUGCUUAUGAUCUACUGUAUAAUGAGGAUGAAAACUUCAGAGGUCGAAGCUGUGGAAAGCUUGUCACUUUGGCUCUCAAGUAUCCACAAGUUAAAGACAAAGAUAAAAAACCUGAAAUUCCUGCUUUACUCAGAGUGAAGCUUUGGUUGGGACUACAGACUGAAGAAAAAGCAUGGCAUAAAAUGCAGAAAGAAGGGGAGUUGGCAGUUUAUGCUGAAACUUAUGAAAAUCAAGUCAACAUUCUGGGCACCUGGACCAAUAAAGGACCAACAAUGACUAGGCCAAAAUGGUCAGAUAGUGAAGGAAAGAUUGAACUACUUAAAGAUAAAUUUGUGCCCCCUCCUGGCUGGAAAUGGGAUGGAGACUGGUACAUUAGUCCUGAGAUGAGCAUGUUAUUUGACAAAGAUGCUGGACAUCGCACAUAUCUUGAGGAUGUUUAUGAAAAUCAAUCCAGAAAUAUUCCAGGAAGCACAUGGGGACUAUCCACAAGACCGUGGACAGAUGUUAAAGGGGAUCCUACUGAAAGCAUUGCCAAUAUUCCAUUACCUAGUGGUUGGCAGUGGGAUGAAGACUGGCAGCCUGAUGUGAACAGAGCUGUGGAUGAAGAUGGCUGGGAAUACUGUGUGGAGUCUACAGUUGGUGGGUUUGGACCUGUUGAGAAGACAUACCACCUGUGUCGCAGGAGAAGAUGGGUCAGACACAGAACACAUAAAGAUAUGAAUAAGGAGACAAGAAAACUUGACACUGAGAAAACUCUGAAACUUGAAGGCUGGGAGUAUGCCCCUUUGUUUAACAUGAAGUUUCAUGCACAGGAAAGAACCAUGGACCUUGUCAGACGGAGACGGUGGCAUCGUAAGAUGAUAUCUGUUAGUGCUGAGGCCUCUUGUUUUUUCAAUGUAUCGCAUGAGGUUUCAAAACUUCAAAAGAGGGCAGGGGAAGGAAAGGAAUUGACUACUUUGGCAUCAUUGGCGGCACCAAGAAUGUUUCUGACUUUUAAGAAUGCACAUAAAUAUCAGUUGAGAGCCUACAUCUACCAAGCUAGAGAUCUGCUGGCAGCUGAUGAUACUGGCCUAUCUGAUCCUUUUGCAAGAGUGAGUUUUAUCACCAACAGUAUGGUGACAGAGACUCAGCCCAAGACAUUGAGUCCCACCUGGGAUCAGACUCUGAUCUUUGACGAGCUUGUAAUGUAUGGCUCUCCUGAAACAAUGGAAGCUUCCCCACCAACCAUUUACAUUGAACUCUUUGAUUAUGACACCUUUGGAAAGCCAGAGUUUCUAGGCCGAGCUAAAGCACAUCCAAUGGUGAAACUGGACCCAUCAGAUGCUCGUACUCCUGUUUUACAGUGGUAUGAAAUAAUGCGCUUGGGGCAGAAUGGUGGAGAACUCCUUGCAGCAUUUGAACUUAUUAAAAUUGAAGAAGAUUUCCCUGAAAUAGAAAAGGCUUCCAGUAAGGAUUUACCAUUUCUGCCACCUAAGAAAGGCAACAUAUACAUUGUACCGAAUGGUAUUCGUCCAGUUAUGCAACGAACAGGAAUAGAGGUUUUGUGUUGGGGUGUUAGAAAUAUGAAAAAGUUUCAAUUAUCUGCAGUGAACUCUCCCAGCAUUAAGUUUGAAUGUGGUGGUCAUGCCAGAGAUUCUGUUGUCAUUAAAGACACUCGGAGAAAUCCCAAUUUCUCUGAAAAUUUUCUUUUUUUUGAUGUGAUGUUGCCCAGAGAAGAACUGUAUAUGCCACCAAUGAACAUUAAAGUUAAAGAUCACAGACAGUUUGGUCGUAAGCCAACUGUUGGUGUGCAUGUGCUCAAGUCUUUAGAAGAUUUCCGUUGUGAUCCACUAUCUGGUGUUACAGCCAUCAUGCCAGUUAUGCCUGCACCUUCUGAUGGUUCCCCACUUAUUGAGAAAGCAGCAACAAUUGAUGUCACACCAAGUAGUCCAACAGGGGCUGACACUGUCAUUGAGAUUUCAGAAGGGGAAGGAGCAGAAAAAGCUCCUACAGAUUCGACUGUAAACAAUUCAGCACUUGUAUUUUCAAAAGGCUCAAACUCAUUGCUAAAUCAAAAUAAUUCAGCUAUGGUUAAAAAAGCUGGAAAAGGGCUGAAGAAGAUCUCUAAGUCUGUAGCACACCUUGCUUAUGUCAUGUUUGUGCCAAAAAGUUACAGACUAAAAAAGAAAAAAGCUGAAGAUUUGAAACAAAUUAAUUUGUAUAGAUCUAUGGAGGAAUCAGAAUUGACCCAGUUGGAAGUAGAUUGGUGGUCCAAAUAUUAUGCCUCAACCAAUGAUCUUGAAAAGUGCAAGAAAUACAAACUUCUAAAUUACGACACUCUAGAGGUUCUGUCUUCUGAGUUGGAGAAAUAUGAAGGUUAUAAAGGCUUUACAGACUUCUGCCACACGCUUUACUUAUCAAGAGGGAAAAAUGAAGAUGAUGAAGACUCCAAUGUUGUUGGAGAAUUUAAGGGAUCUUUCCGAGUGUACCCUCUACCUCAGGACCCUAAUGAACCACUACCACCCAGGAUCUUUCAGUCUAUGCCGUCCAGUGAUCCUGAAGAGUGUAUCAUCAGAGUUUAUGUAGUCAAUGCUGUAGACCUUCAACCUAAUGAUCCCAAUGGUUUGGCUGAUCCUUAUAUUGAAGUGGAGCUAGGCAAGAAAAAGAUGAACACAAGAGACAAUUAUAUACCAAAUUCAAUCAAUCCAAAUUUUGGAAGGUUGUUUGAAAUGAAGACGAUCAUUCCACUGCACAAAGAUUUAAUUGUUCGAGUAAAAGACUAUGAUUUACUAAGUACAGAUGACACAAUUGGUGAGACCACUAUUGACUUGGAGAACAGAUAUCUAACUAAAUUCAGAGCCAUCUGUGGUCUACCUAAGUCUUAUUGGAUCUCUGGAGUAAAUCUGUGGCGAGACAGUCAAAAGCCCAUUGAAAUAUUACAAGAAUUUUGUAAAAGGAACAGAAUGGAUGCACCAAAAUUUCAAGACACAAAAACUGUUACUGUUGGAGGUCGUACAUACAAACUAACUGAUUUUGAGAAAACUCCUCCAUUUAACAAGCACAUUGGACCAGAGGACCAACGUUUGGCUUUACAUGUCUUGAACCUGUUCCCCUUGGUCAAAGAGCAUGUUGAAUCAAGACCCAUCUUUAACCCAUUACAGCCUAAUAUUGAACAGGGAAGGUUGCAUAUGUGGGUAGAUAUAUUUCCUGUAUCCCUUGGACCACCAGGGCCUCCAUUUGAUAUAUCACCUCGACAACCUGUCAAAUAUGUACUUCGUGCUAUUGUCUGGAAUACAAAAGAUGUCAUCCUGGAGGAAGAAUCAAUUACUGGAGAGAAAAUGAGUGAUAUUUAUGUCCAGGGCUGGAUGGGGGGUAUUGAUGAAAAGCAGAAAACUGAUGUGCAUUACAGGUCCCUAGAUGGUGAAGGAAAUUUCAAUUGGAGAAUGAUCUUCCCCUUUGAGUAUCAGGUGGCUGAACAAACUAUGAUAGUUAAGAAAAAGGAGCAUUUUUGGAGUCUUGAUACAACAGAAAUAAAAACAACUCCAAAGCUGAUCACUCAAAUUUGGGACAAUGACAAAUUUUCCAAGGAUGAUUUCAUUGGUCAUCUGGAGCUGAACCUGAAUGCUAUGCCACUACCUGCCAAAAGGUCCAGAAAUUGUAAUCUCAAAAUGCUUCCUGAUGUUGGAAAAGAUGUUAAACUUGUUUCUUUGUUUGAAAUGAAAAAAAUGAGAGGAUUCUGGCCCUGUUAUGAUGACAGUACAGGCACAAGGCAGCUGACUGGGAAAGUUGAGAUGGAGUUGGAGCUGCUGACUGAAGCCCAAGCAGAAGAAAGGCCAGCUGGUCUUGGUAGAGAUGAGCCAAACAUGCAUCCCCAACUAGAUCCACCAAAACGUCCAGAAACUUCCUUCCUUUGGUUUACAUCCCCUUGGAAAACCUUCAAGUAUGUUAUCUGGAAGAACUAUGGAUGUCUGCUCAUCACUAUCUUAGUUAUCUUUCUGUUGCUGUUGUUGGUGGCUCUCUUCAUCUACUCUUUCCCAGCUCUCUUGGCAGCUCUGGUAGUUAACAAAAUUGAUGAAAGUUCUUCAAAAAAGAAGAAAACAACAUAAUGCAGGAGAAAUAUCAAGACGUUUGGUGGGAAACUAGUUACAGAGAAAAGCCGCCUUGCUUGGAAACUAUGAUCACCAUCAUUCAGUUCUGGAUAAAUUAUCAUUUAUUGUUACUGUUAUUCAUUUCAAAUGAUCAAUGUUAAUGUUAAAACCUAGAGCUUGAAAUGUGCUAUUCAACAUUUCUUAUCAUUUAUCUGUUCAGCUAACUAGGAUAAAGAUUCAAAUGAAAGGAGAUGUAUGAACAAAUGUUCAGUGAAAAUUACAGAUUCUAUCAUACACUAAAAUUGAUGGUUGAAACUUUUUGUUGACAAGUAUAGUGCUGAUUUUUGUGUCCUGUCAUAGAUAUGAGACUGAACAUUUUAGUAAUGACUAGUCCUUUACCUGAUAUCUUAGUUUGUUCAGCUAUGAACCACUCACACAGACAGAACAUGUUCAUUUGACAAGACAGAUGUUUAGGAUGAUUUUGUAUUCAACUAAAUGACAUUUGUGUGAUGUGACUGUAAACAUGGUGUAAUACUACUUACUUUAAUAUGUAGGCCUACAUGUUAUUCUCUGAAAAUUCUAGAAAUCUCUUUAUAAUAAUAUAACCAUUUUUUUUUUUUCUAAUUUGGGUUAAGUAGACUACUGGAAGAAAUUUUAACAAAAUGCUUUUUAUAGGAAGCACUAUGAUUUUUUUUUAAACAAUCAAAACAUUAUUGUGAUAUAUUUUCAUUUGAAAAUUUCAUAAUUUAUUCAUUUUGUAGCAACAAAAAAAAAAAUGGGGGGGAUUUUAAAUAGUGUUUUUGGUUUUAUGACAAGGAUGUAUAACGCAUGUCUUUAAAAUUAUUAAGGUUACUAGUAUUUGAAUUUUAAGAAUGGGUUAAGAACCUUAUGCAGACAGACUGAUGUAGAAAACUAUCUCAAUGAUGCAUGUGAGUGCUAAUAUAUAAGAAGAUUUUUAGGCUCAUCAUUUGACACCAUAUUAGUUCAAAAUAGUUUUUGGCCUUAUUGUCAGCCAUGUUACUCAUUCAACACGGAAUCAUUGUUUCAGCAUGCAGAACAAUACUGUGUUGUUUUUUUUUAGCUGUUAGUUUCAGCUACAUUUCUGUAUGCUUGUUAAACAUACAUUCAUUUUUAAUAUAUUAUUAAAUAUAUUUCAUUUCGUCUUUAGUCUACCAUUACGUGAAUUCUUUAUUAAGCCCUAAAAAAAAAACUUGUACAUUUUCCAUCAUUUUACAUUUGAUGUGAUUCUAGAAAUAUUUUAUAUGAUUUUUACAAUUGACAUUAGAUCUACAUGUUAUAUUUAUAGACUUAUAACUUUGUUUAAAUAUAUUUUAAUUUGGUUUCAUUUGUUUACAUUUUAGCUUGUCAACUGACCAAUUUUUUCCCACACAGCCAGUACUUCAUAGGACUAUUUUGAAGAUGGCCAGUGUCAAUGUUUCCAAGUUAUAAUAAUGUUAAUUUCAUGACAUUCUCUAUAUUCUACUAAAAUAAAUCAUAAUUUAGCCCAUUUAUAAAAUUAACUAUUACAUUUCAGACCACGACAAUUCUUAGGUUACAGAUAUUUAAUAUUACAUUUUAAUUCUAAAUUUUAGAAUCUAAAAUGUUUUUUUUAACAUAAUUAUUUUUAUUUAUUUUUUUUUCGGAUAUUCAGUAAAUACAUUUUUUUUUCUCAUUAUAAAUGUUCAUAUAAAUCAAUUAGAUUUUAAAAGUCUGAAAAAUCUCGAGUACAUUGAUUUGUUUCUAGUUCUCAAAAUUUGUGUUUAUAAAUAUCUAUAAUACAUUCAUAACAAUAGUUUUCAUUUAUAAGCCAUUGAAUCUUUGUGAUAUUAAUUUUACUGCAGUGUUUUACGUAUAAUCUAGUCAGUCUUUCUUCUUCUGACAAUCUUUUCUUUUUAAAGAACUAUUAUAUCUAGGUUUAUUUAUGUAAAAGAAAAUGUCAAUAUGAGCAAAGAACAAAGUCUUUUUGCACUAUAUUGAUUGACAAGUUGUUUUUAAUAAAAUACUUCUGUGAUUUUAAAUACUAUACUCACAUAAAAAGAGCUUUUCUUAAAAGAUUUUCUUAAUUGAUUAGCUGUCAACCUCAUUGCCAGCAUUGAAGAAAAUGGUAAUCUAAGCCUCAUUUAUUGAUAUUAGUGUGAAUAGUACAAAGUUUUAGCUCUUGACUUUUUAGACUGAAAUUGGUGAUAUAAUGAUUACACUUUAUUUUCCAUUCUUUUGAAAUAAAAAGCUGUUUUAUAGCAAG